Molecule: messenger RNA, 2903 nt
Organism: Prinia subflava (tawny-flanked prinia)
Lineage: Eukaryota; Metazoa; Chordata; Aves; Passeriformes; Cisticolidae
Gene: PTCHD4
Product: patched domain containing 4
Exons: 3
Coding region: 133-2847 (904 amino acids)
Cellular component (GO): membrane
Source: RefSeq, a predicted model, not a curated record
CACACACACACCCCAUUGAUCAAUAUUUGGCUGUCUUGCUGCAACUUGCUGCAGUCUUUUAAAGGAGUAGUAGAGAGAGAGGGAGAGAGAAAGGGAAACUGGCAGGAAGGGGUAAGGAGCUACACAUGUCACAUGUGCUUUCUAAGACGGCCAGGAGCAUCUGCAGGCUGGAUCUGGUGGAGGAUGCUGCGGCAGGUGAUACACAGAGGGCUCCAGUCGUUUUUCUACAAGCUGGGCUUAUUCGUGAGCAGGCAUCCGGUGUUUUUCCUCACUGUGCCCGCAGUCCUGACCAUCAUCUUCGGCUUCAGCCUGCUCAACCGCUUCCAGCCUGACACUGACCUGGAGAGCCUGGUAGCCCCCAGCCACAGCCUGGCCAAGAUCGAGAGGAGCUUAGCCAGCAGCCUUUUCUCCCUCGAUCAAUCCAAAAGCCAGCUGUAUUCGGACUUGCACACCCCGGGGAGGUAUGGCAGGGUGAUUCUCCUCUCCAAACCCGGAGGCAAUAUUUUGCAUCAGGCUGAUGUGAUCCUGCAGAUCCACCGAGCCGUGCUGGAAAUGAAGGUGAACUACAAAGGCUAUAAUUAUACUUUUUCCCAUCUGUGUGUGUUGAGAAAUCAGGAUAAGAAAUGCGUGCUGGAUGAUAUUAUUUCAGUGCUAGAGGAUCUGAGGCAGGCUGCCCUCUCCAAUAAGACAACAGCCAGGGUGCAAGUGAGCUAUCCCAACACUAAAUUAAAGGAUGGAAGGAGCAGUUUCAUUGGCCAUCAGCUCGGAGGGGUCAUGGAAGUGCCAAACAGCAAGGACCAGAGAGUCAAAUCAGCCAGAGCCAUCCAAAUCACUUACUACCUCCAAACGUAUGGCUCUGUCACCCAGGACCUCAUUGGGGAGAAGUGGGAGAGCGAAUUCUGUAAACUGAUGCACAAGAUCCAGCUGGAUCACCAGGAUCUGCAGCUCUACUCACUAGCCUCCUUUAGCCUCUGGAAGGACUUCCACCAGACCAGUCUCUUGGCCAGGGGCAAGAUUUUGGUGAGCCUGAUGCUGAUUCUCCUGACUGCUACCCUCUCGAGCUCCAUGAAGGACUGCCUGCGUAGCAAGCCUUUCCUGGGACUCCUGGGAGUACUCACUAUCUGUAUUUCCAGUGUCACUGCGGCAGGGAUAUUUUUCAUUACUGAUGGAAAAUAUAAUUCUACUCUGUUGGGAAUCCCUUUCUUCGCUAUGGGUCACGGAACCAAAGGCGUGUUUGAACUUCUUUCAGGAUGGCGUCGGACCAGAGAGAAUCUGCCAUUCAAGGACCGAGUAGCAGAUGCCUACUCAGAUGUCAUGGUGUCCUACACGAUGACAAGCUCCUUGUAUUUCAUAGCCUUUGGCAUGGGGGCAAGCCCUUUCACCAACAUCGAAGCUGUAAAAGUCUUCUGCCAGAACAUGUGCGUCUCCAUCCUGUUGAACUACUUCUACAUCUUCUCUUUCUUUGGCUCCUGCCUGGUCUUUGCUGGCCAGCUGGAGCAGAACCGGUACCACAGCAUCUUCUGCUGUAAAAUCCCCUCGGCAGAAUACCUGGACCGGAAACCUGUGUGGUUCCAGACCAUGAUGAAUGAUGGCCAUCAGCACACCUCCCACCACGAGACCAACCCGUACCAGCACCACUUUAUCCAGCAUUUCCUCCGAGAGCACUACAAUGAGUGGAUUACCAACAUCUAUGUCAAGCCAUUUGUGGUGAUACUGUAUCUCAUCUAUGCCUCUUUCUCCUUUAUGGGGUGCUUACAGAUUAAUGAUGGAGCCAAUAUCAUCAACCUUCUUGCCAGUGAGUCCCCAAGUGUCUCCUAUGCCCUCAUACAGCAAAAGUAUUUCAGCAACUACAGCCCCGUGAUAGGCUUCUACAUCUACGAACCUCUGGAGUACUGGAAUGGUACUGUGCAGGAAGACCUAAAAACACUCAGCCAGGGGUUCAACACCGUGUCCUGGAUUGAACAGUAUUACCAAUACCUUCGAGUGGGUAAUAUCAGUGCAACCAACAAAAGUGACUUUAUCAGCAUCCUCCAGAGCUCCUUUUUAAAAAAGCCAGAGUUCCAGCACUUCAAAAAUGACAUCAUUUUCUCCAAAGCUGGAGAUGAGAACAACAUAAUUGCUUCUCGUUUGUAUCUUGUGGCCAGGACUAGUGAAAACACACAGAGGGAAGCGGUGGAAUUGCUGGAGAAGCUGAGACCACUUUCUCUUAUACAGAGCAUCAAGUUCAUUGUGUUCAACCCUACCUUUGUCUUCAUGGACCACUAUGGUUUAUCAGUAACUAUGCCUGUCCUGAUUUCUGGUUUUGGCAUCCUGCUGGUGUUAAUACUCACCUUUUUCCUGGUUAUCCACCCUCUGGGAAAUUUCUGGUUAAUUCUCAGUGUCACCUCAAUAGAGCUGGGUGUCCUUGGUUUGAUGACCUUGUGGAAUGUAGACAUGGAUUGCAUUUCUAUACUGUGCCUUAUCUACACUUUGAAUUUUGCCAUAGAUCACUGUGCACCCCUGCUUUAUACAUUUGUAUUAGCUACUGAGCACACCCGAACUCAGUGUAUAAAGAACUCCCUCCAAGAGCAUGGGACAGCCAUUUUGCAGAACGUUUCUUCCUUCCUUAUCGGGUUGGUCCCCCUUCUCUUUGUGCCUUCAAACUUGACCUUCACACUGUUCAAAUGCUUGCUGCUUGCUGGCAGUUGCACACUUCUGCACUGUUUUGUUAUUUUGCCCGUCUUUCUAACAUUUUUCCCACCUUCCAAAAAGCACCACAAGAAAAAGAAACGGGCCAAAAGGAAGGAACGAGAAGAGAUCGAAUGCAUAGAGAUUCAGGAGAAUCCUGAUCAUGUUACAGCAGUCUGAAAGGCUUAGAAAAAUAUAAUAGUAUAUUCUCUUUUUAAAAAAGCAUUGCACAGAGA